Molecule: messenger RNA, 2792 nt
Organism: Astyanax mexicanus (Mexican tetra)
Lineage: Eukaryota; Metazoa; Chordata; Actinopteri; Characiformes; Acestrorhamphidae
Gene: plcxd1.2
Product: PI-PLC X domain-containing protein 1
Exons: 6
Coding region: 423-1382 (319 amino acids)
Biological process (GO): lipid metabolic process
Molecular function (GO): phosphoric diester hydrolase activity
Source: RefSeq, a predicted model, not a curated record
UGUGACACCAUGUGACUCACAAUUGUACCUGGUGAGAGUGUAGGAGUAGUCUGGUUACUGCAAGUCUGACUGCAUGCCUUCAGGCUGCAGAUCCACAAACACACAGAAUCAGGAAGUUCCUCUAUGUGUCUGUUUACAAGGCGUGUUUCAGUUUUAGUGUUUUUGAGGAGUUCCUGUAUCUGCAGUUCUUCUUUGAGCAUUACUUAAAAUAUUUGAGUUUCCAAGUCAUACAAAUGGGACAUGUAUGGACUUGAAUUCACUCCUGUGUUAUCUUACUUCACCUUUAACUGAUUCAGACUUCAACUUCAGAGACAGGCAGGACUUCACCAGGCUUUCACCAGUAGUUUGCGGUUUCACACCAAACUAGUCCUUUAGUCCUUAAUUUUUUUUUAAAUAAAAGAUUAUUUAAUCAGAAAUAGUCUAUGGCACCUGUUUCAAAAAGUGACACAACCAAUGAGGACUGGAUGUCCACUCUACCUGAAGAACUGUGGGAUCUUCCUCUGACCAGUCUGGCCAUACCAGGUAGUCAUGAUGCAAUGAGCUACUGUCUGGACAUCACUUCUCCACUGGUCCGUUCAGAGUCCAGCACCCUGAAGAUGCUGGAUAGAGCUUUCUACUGUUUUACUCGACCACUCAUUUAUAAAUGGGCCACUACACAGGUCAGAGACAUCCUGGAGCAGCUUGAGGCAGGCAUUCGUUACUUUGACUUACGGAUUGCCCACAAACAGAAUGACUCUUCAGACGAUCUGUACUUCACUCAUGUCAUUUACACCCAAGUCACUGUUGUGGAAACUCUACAGGCUGUCGCUGCAUGGCUCUCAGAUCACCCUAAGGAAAUAGUCAUCCUGGCCUGUAGUCAUUUUGAAGGCAUAAGUGAACAACGUCAUGAGGAAUUUAUUUUUUCCUUAAAGAAAACCUUUGGCUCGAAACUUUGCCCUCGUAAUGCCAGUAUAACCUUACGUGGCUUGUGGUCAUCAGGCUAUCAGGUGAUACUUUCGUAUGAUGACCAGGCAGCAGCACGGCAUAAGGUGCUGUGGAACGGAAUCCCUUAUUGGUGGGCAAACAAAGCCAGUGCUGAUGAACUGAUCCAGUAUCUUGAAUGGCAGAAAGAACAUGGCCGUCCAGGUGGCUUCUUUGUAGCAGGCCUGAACUUAACUGCAGAACGAUGCUUCAUUGCCUGCAACCCACAAAUGUCCCUGCAGACCCUGACAAAGAAAAACUGGGAUUGUGUAAGGAGAUGGCUGGAGGAACAGACCCCUGGAACAGACACUUCAAGCUUAAACAUCAUUGCAGGAGACUUUGUUUGCCUUGUUCCGUUUUGUUCGAUUGUAAUCACACUUAACAAAAAACUGCUCAAACAAAGCACACCCCAGGGUUCAUGACCUCUCUCCAAAGGAAUGGAGUUUGUCUCAUGCUGACUUUCUUAUAUAAAGGUUAGGAAUCAGUUUGAGCACUCUUAAAUACGCUAGAAUGCUGAAGGUACUGAAAGCUUUCUAUAUGGAGCAAUGCAUCUGCAUCAUCUUACCAUCGUCUUACUUGUGUUAGAAAAUAAGUAAAAAACAUUGUCUACAGCAUUCAAACAUUUUAAACAGUUUGAAACAGUCCAGCCAAAGGUUACCGUGCAAUAACAGACUUGAACACUAUAUGUAUGUGAAAAAGUAUGUGGAGGGGUGGAGAAAUGACAAAUAAAAACUGACAUUUACUAUAGAUGAAUAAAAUAAACACGUAAAAAAGGAAAAAUUGAUACAUAAAACAUAAGGAAUUUUUAUCUUAUGAAGAAAAAAAUAAUUAGCUCAAUAAAUUAAUACAACUAUUUAAAAUGAAUAAAAAAUAAUUUAUAUAAAAUAAAAAAACAAACAAAAAAAAGAAUAAUAUUUCAAUGUUUCAGUUUCAAAUCAGUAAAACAGCUCACCAAAACCUCAACCUGUCCAAAUAUUGGACAAUAAUUGAUUAACUUUACAGGCCCUCACUCAUUUUCAUUUAUUUAACUAAACUGAGUUUUAUAUUCUUAUAUUAUUAUAUUAAUAUAUUCAGCCUCGCGCUGAAUUCAGCUCCGCGCUGCCGGAGAGAGCACCCGCGCGCGCGCCAGAGAGAGAGAGAGAGACAGAGAGAGCGCAGCGCAGCGCGGCGAAUUUUGCUUACCCUAGACUAUAUAUAGUAUUAAAAUUAAACCCCUUAAAAUCAAGAGGGCUUCGCGACCCAUCGUGGAUCUUUGGCGACCCAUAGGUUGGGUCGCGACCCAUAGGUUGGGAACCACUGAUUUAGAGCAUUUAUUUACAGAAAAUUAGAAAUGGCUGAAAUAAUAAAAAUAUGCAGAGAUUUCAGACCUCAAAUAAUGCAAAAAAAAAAAAACAAGUUCAUAUUCAUAAAGUUUUAAGAUCAGAAAUCAAAAUUUGGUGGAAUAACCCUGUUUUUAAAGCACAGUUUUAAUGCAUCUUGGCAUGUUCUCCUCCACCAGCUUUACACACUGCUUUAAUAUAACAUUGUGCCACUUUGAUGCAAUAAUUUAAGUAGGUAAGUUUGGUUUGACGGCUUGUGAUCAUCCAUCUUCCUCUUGAUUAUAUUCCAGACGUUUUCAACUGGUUAAAAUCAAAGAAACUCAUUAUUUUAAAGUGGUCUCAUUUUUUUCAGCGCUGUAUAUAUUGAGAAAAAGGUGAAGGGUAGGAUAAAGGUUGCUUUAUUGUUUACAUACUUUGGUACAAACUUUCCAUUUUGUUUACUUGUACUUACAAUCAUUUUUACACUGAAAACCUAAUAUAUUUGCAUAAUUAAAUAAAUAUUUUUCCAGCUCA